UCGUGAAAAAGAGUCUGUCAGUGCUGGACGGAGUUGAAAAUUUCUACCUUCAACUUAAAAAAUAAUUUGAAAAAUGAAAGCCGCCAUUUUGCUGUUUUCUUUAAGCUACAUAGGGAUACUUCAAAUCCAAGCUGACGCACAAGAAAACGAUUACGCCGAGCUCUGCGCACAAUGCAAUGGAUCCACUCUACCAAAGUGUGAGAGCACUGACAAUGCGAGGCUGGUCAAGCAAAUCGAUUGCAACCAAACAGGAUGUAUUAUAGCGAUGACCACCAACCCCGAAACCGAGUACGUAUGUUUGAUGGAUGUCAAAAGCCAAGAGGCUGUAAUAUCGGAACCAAAAGGCGAAAGGGCACAAUUUACCACCCUACCAGUGCCAUUAGCGCUACAAAUGGUUACCACUACCGCAAACGCUGAUCCUCAAAUGAUUCCUGAUGCAGCAGAAGAUAUUGAAAUGGAAGCAAAAGUGGUGGAUGGUGCAGGACAGCACACGGAGGAGAAGGAAUCUGUAAAAGUAGCGAGUGAAGAAGAUGGAAAUAAGCAGGAACAAAAACAGGAACAGGAACAAAAUGUCGACAAGCCAGAAAAUUCUGCAGAAAAAGUGGCUGAAUCGAAGCCGAUUGAAAAAGAGGUGGAAGAAAAACCAGCUGUUGGUGCAGACAAUGCGCCGCAGCCUGUGGCCUCCAGUGCGGAAAUGGGGGCUGAAUCAGAGUUAGCAGCGGCCGAACAGGUACCUGCAAGUACACCGAGUUCUCCAGAUUAUCCUGCUGAUGCACCAGCCAUGAAUUCGGAUAACACAAAUGAAGAGCAAGAGAUAAAUGAGCCAGCAAAAGGUGGCAAUAAUGUCACGCCAACUGUGGUGCAGAAUGUAAGCGAAAAUGGCGAUGAUAGCCAGGAAACACUGACGUCGAAUAAAGAUAAAGAAGUGGUAAAUCAUGCAGACCAAGCUGCUCCGUCUGGGGCGGAGCACAGUGAGACCACCACGAAAGCGAAUGAGAUUGAGGCGGCAGUGCAUGUCGCUGAUGCUGGACUGCAGGGCGCUGCCAGUGCAGGUACCAAUGAGGCUGGAAACGUCGUUGAGCCAGUUGUUAUUGCAAUGACUGUGGCACCUGCUGCGGCGGCUGCCAACCAAUUCUUGACCUGCUACUCGUGUACCAGCACCACUGAUAGACUCUGCGUAGCGGGGCCGGUUACGGCGAUUAAUUGCCAAGCAAUGGAGAAUAAGAUAAACGGUUGCUACACCCUUUACAAAGCCGAUACAAAUAUUACCACACGCGGCUGUAUCUCCGAACUUACCGAUGAAGGCCUCAAAUACUGCGAGUUGAAUCCGAAACAAUGUAUCCUGUGCUAUGAGAAGGGUUGCAACAAUCUCUUAGCGCCAUCGGAUGCUGCCCGUAGUAAUUCACAGCUGAGCUUCUGGGUGGGCGUUGGUGGAUUUAUGUGUUUCACAUUUCUACUCUAAAAUCGCAAAUUUGCGUGCGUGGUACACUUUAGGAAACAUGAAAUAUAUAUUGUCCUAUAAAUAUGUAUACCCACAUGACAUAUACAGUUAUUAAGAAGAAUGUCGUCUAUCACUUUUUAGAUGCUAGAAUUUCCAAUAUAGACAAAAAUAAUA
Anastrepha obliqua is the source of this 1615-nucleotide messenger RNA. Its product is annotated as FK506-binding protein 5. The record is from RefSeq and is a predicted model, not a curated record. Bases 74 to 1462 code for a protein of 462 amino acids. The transcript is spliced from 4 exons. NCBI's taxonomy places the organism in Eukaryota, Metazoa, Arthropoda, Insecta, Diptera, Tephritidae.